Messenger RNA from Habropoda laboriosa, 875 nucleotides. RefSeq names its product malectin-A. Lineage: Eukaryota; Metazoa; Arthropoda; Insecta; Hymenoptera; Apidae. The coding region runs from base 69 to 875 and encodes 268 amino acids. The record is from RefSeq and is a predicted model, not a curated record. Gene Ontology annotation, cellular component: membrane. Gene Ontology annotation, molecular function: carbohydrate binding. The transcript is spliced from 4 exons.
AAACUUGUAGCAAGAUAUGAUUACAUUGUUACUUCGAAAAAGCUGAGCAUUAUUACAUAAUAAGAAUCAUGACUUCGGGAUGGGGAGUACAUUUCUUGAUAAUAUCAACAUUAUUGGUUAUUUUCUGUGUGAAAAGUUUGCAAAGCUUACAAGUAAUAUAUGCAAUAAAUUCUGGUGGAGAAGCACAUACUGAUAGUUAUGGAAUUCGGUAUGCCAGAGAUCCUUUGAUGAGUAAAGUUGGAACAGCAUCAGAUUAUGGCAAACAGUUAAUUAUUGGCAGAGUGAAUGUUAUUGACCAGAUCUUGUAUCAAACUGAGCGCUAUCAUCAUAGCACUUUUGGAUACGACAUUCCCAUCAGUGAAGAUGGAGAUUACGUUAUGAUACUAAAGUUCUGUGAAGUUUAUUUUAACUCUCCUAAUAUGAAGGUAUUCGAUGUAGUAUUAAAUGGAGAUCAUACUGUAGUUACUGACUUGGAUAUCUUUGAAAGAGUUGGACGUGGUAUAGCACACGACGAAUAUAUUCCAUUUAAAGUUCAAGCUGGGAAGUUCAUAUAUAAUGACGAAGAGUCUGAUAUCUUAGCUGGAAAAAUUAGAGUUGAAUUUAUAAAAGGCUAUAGGGAUAACCCAAAAAUAAAUGCUAUUGCUGUGGUAAAAGGAAAUAUGGAAGAUAUACCACAACUGGGUCCAAUUCCUCAGGAAUCAGAAGAGUAUCAUAAUAUACAAGAAGAUGAGGAAGAGUCUACGGUUCGUAGUCGACAUACAAGUGGCCCCAGAACUCCAGAUCCUUACUCAAUUGAUGAUUCUUCAGUAAUGUUACCAGUCUUUGUAGCACUUGGGGCGUUUAUUCCUUUACUAUUUUGCCUAUGUAAAUUGUAG